This is a messenger RNA of Fusarium tjaetaba, 2031 nucleotides long. RefSeq names its product carboxypeptidase. Gene Ontology annotation, molecular function: serine-type carboxypeptidase activity. Gene Ontology annotation, cellular component: fungal-type vacuole. The record is from RefSeq and is a predicted model, not a curated record. NCBI's taxonomy places the organism in Eukaryota, Fungi, Ascomycota, Sordariomycetes, Hypocreales, Nectriaceae. Bases 1 to 2031 code for a protein of 676 amino acids. The transcript is spliced from 2 exons. Gene Ontology annotation, biological process: proteolysis.
AUGGCGGUUCAUCGCCUCAUUUGUUCUCCUCUUUAUAUACGAUUUUUGGUUGUUUCUGCCUUGGUCUCUCUAUCAUUCGCACAAUUCAUCCCUAGCUCUGAUGCUAAGGCGCGUAACCUCACAGUCGUCCGUUCACCAGCAAAUCGGGAUGUGACUGUCUCUUAUAAAACUCCCGAAGGCGUCUGUUCUACAGCAUUCGACUCUCAAAAGCAGUACACAGGUUGGGUGUCGGUUCCCGGGGAUUAUCCAACCAAUCUCUUCUUUUGGUUCGUCGAGGCUCGUGAGCGGACUGACAGUCUCACUAUCUGGCUCAAUGGAGGACCAGGAUCCAGCUCACUCUAUGGUUUCUUCACCGGCAACGGGCCUUGUGAAGUUGUCGAGAAAGGGUUAAAUGAAUACGAAACGCUUGUGCGAGAAUGGGGCUGGGAUCGAGCCUCUAACAUGCUCUUUAUCGAUCAGCCCAACCAAGUCGGCUUUUCAUACGAUACGCCUACCGACGGCACACUGAACUUUCUCAGUCAAAAUGUUACUGAGCCUCCAGUGUUCUACCCGGAGGUUCCAGAAUGGCUCGUUCCCAAUGGCACUUUCAGUUCCAACAAUGGAAAUUUUACUGCCAAUACUACUGAGACCGCUGCCAUGGCCGUUUGGCAUAUGGUCCAGGGCUUCUUGACCACGUUCCCACAAUACCAGCCUGCCUCGCGUUCUCGCAACAGCUCACUUGGCAUCAACCUCUUUGCCGAGAGUUAUGGUGGUCGCUACGGCCCUGUCUUCGCGGAAACCUUUGUACAGCAAAACGCUCGACGAGAGAGCGGGGAGUUACCACGCAAUUCAACCAUGGACGUCCACCUCAGUUCUCUCGGCAUCGUCAAUGGUUGCGUUGAUAUGGAGAUCCAAGUACCCUACUAUCCAACAUUUGCCAGUGACAACACAUAUGGCUAUAAAGCUUUAUCUGAUAGCGACGCCAAGUUCAACCUCGACAAGUUCUCUGCUGAAGGCGGCUGUCGCGAUCUUCUCCAAAAAUGUGCCACCGAUGCAUCAGUCAGCGAUCCCGAGGGCGAAGGGAACGAGGAAUCUAUCAAUCAGAUCUGCUUUGAGGCUCAAAGUAGCUGCAAUGACAUUCAAAACGCCUACUCUAGUUCAGGUCGUGGCUGGUACGAUCUUGCUGCGCCCCUAGCCGACCCUUUCCCACCUAUGACAUUCUUGGAAUACCUUAACCAAGACUCCGUGCAAAAGGCUAUCGGUUCUCCUAUCAACUUUACAAUGACCAACAUAAAUGUCAAUCUUGAGUUCCAAUCCACGGGCGAUCAGGCGCGUGGCGGCAAUAUCGCCCGCCUAGCUUCUCUCCUCAAUUCAGGAGUACGGAUUGCCCUGAUAUACGGAGAUCGUGACUAUAUAUGCAAUUGGCUUGGCGGAGAAGCAGUUUCGCAAAACCUGGCCAGCGAAGCAGGUGGCGAAUACAGCAUUCGCUUUCCUGACGCUGGAUACGCACCCAUCAUUGUCAAUGAUUCAUACAUUGGUGGUGUUGUUCGUCAGUUCGGCAACCUAUCCUUCAGUCGUGUCUACCAAGCAGGCCACGCCGUGCCUGCUUAUCAGCCUGAGACUGCCUUCCAGAUUUUUGCUCGUAUCAUCCUGGGCACUUCGAUUUCUACUGGCAAGGACAUUGAUGCCGCCACGUAUAAUACCACGGGUGAUGCCAAUGCGACGCAUACUGAACAUCUUCCUAAGCAAUUGAACCCAACGUGCUACGUCCGGAACUUUCAAGGCAGUUGCGAUGAGGGCGCCCAGGAACUAGUCAAGGAUGACACAGGGAUUGUGGUCAAUGGCAUACUGUAUACCUCGAAGGAAGAUUGGCCGCUACAAGCAGAGACGACGGAGACACCAACGACAUCAACUUCAGAUCCCAGCUCAACAUCGGAUAUGACCGGUGUAUAUACAGCAACUGAAACACCUGAUGCUGCAACAUGGAACCCACCCAAUUCAGGGCUAGUGGUUGCUAUUGUUGGCGUUCUGGUAUUGCAGGCUGUUGCAUGA